AUGGAGUUACCAGACCUCUCUAAAUUCAGAGAAAAGUGCUGCUACUGCUACGAAGACAUCAAGACUGGGAUAUCUGUGUGUAGCUGUGGUCUUUCGUUCUGCAAAGAACACAAGGAUCUUCACCUUGGGAAGGCCAAAUGCCAAAUUGUAUUUGAGAUUAAGGAGAUUGGAAAUGAUCUAGGUAUUGAAAUUAAAAACACAAUGCUCGGGGAAGCGGAGAUUGAAGAACUAAGGAGGAGGAUGGAGACAUUGGUGAGGUCGGAGGAUGAGGAUGAGAGAGUCAUCUUCAGGGACGAGGAAGUGGUAUGUAUGCAUGAAUGUCCUGAAGGUCCAUGCUCUAUAGAUCUAGGAGAUGCUGGGAAUCUUAGCUGCAAGGUGUGCGAUGUGAAAACAAGACUGUGGGUGUGUUUUAUUUGCGGGUAUGUUGGAUGCGGGAGGAUGCAGUAUGGUGCAGAAGGGAAUGGACAUGCAAGGGCACAUUAUGAGGAAACACAACACAAUGUUUUUGUUCUAGUUCCUAGCCUUAUAAAAGAGAGUUGCGAGGUAUUCUGCUAUCUUUGUGACUCAAACAUAAGAUUUCACUACGAGAUUCCCGGGAAUAUUACAAUUGACUUUGGAGAUGAGGGAAAGGCAGGGAGGAAAAGAGUGAAGAAGAGGAUAAUCUGCAAUGGGAUUGUUGAGCAGGAAGAAAAGAAAUUGAAGGCGAUGGAAAAGGGAAAGAAUGAGUCGAUUCCUAGUCCAUAUGUCGGGAUUGUUAACUCCGGAAACACCUGUUAUAUUUCUUCUGUUCUCCAAAUGAUAGGAUAUGUAGUUUCGAAAGAGGACAUUGAUAUGGAGCAACACUUCGAGAUAUGCUGUGAUAAGAAUCCUCUGGAGUGCUUUUUCUGCCAGCUGAUGAGGGUUUUAAACAGAAUGAAAAAGGCUAGGAAAGAAAAGAAUAUAGAUAGUAUAUCGAUACUAGAUCUGAUAAUACUUAUAUGGAGAGAUAUGCCUAUGUUUUCGAAGUUUAUGCAGCAAGAUUCCCACGAGUUUUUACUUUUCCUCCUUGAGAAGAUACGGGAAGGAGAAGGUUUAUAUCUGAUUCCAUCGAUAACAUCUUUCUUUGAGUUUGAGGUUGGAAGAAAGAUCAGCUGUUCAGGAUGCAUGGAUAAGUCUACCAGCUAUGAAUCUGCAAUGAUGAUAUGUACAUGUCUGAAGGGCGACAUAAGAAGGUCUGUGGAGAUGUUUUUUUCUCCUGAUGAGUGGAACUGCAAGUGUGGGGGAAAGAAGAAUGUAAGUCGGUUUGUCACAAUUCCUCCCAGGUAUCUAAUAAUCCAAGUUGGAAGAUACUCUUAUAAUAAUAACAAAGUGGAGAAGAUCAAAAGCAAGAUCGGGAUAAAAAGUGUCAAGCUAAAAGACUUUAUGAGCAAGGACGAAGCCGACGAAUCCCUCGCCAAAAAGCUUUCAGAUGAUGGAUAUUCCUUGGAGGAUGCAAAAAGGGCUUUAGGCAUCUUCUGCAACGACGAAGGUAAGGCCCGCAGCUUCCUGGAAAGGCAAAGUUCUGUAGUCUCGCCAGAAGACUUAAAGUACAGAGUUGUCGGAUGCAUCAAUCAUUCUGGAGAUAAUAUCAAGGCAGGACAUUACACGUGGUGGGUGUAUGAAGAUGAAAAGUGUUACAAAAUAGAUGAUACAAACGUUCUUGGUAGCAAUGUUGAAGUAUUGGAAGAUGGCUAUAUAUUCUUGUUUAAAUGA
This is a messenger RNA of Encephalitozoon intestinalis ATCC 50506, 1731 nucleotides long. Its product is annotated as isopeptidase T. The transcript has a single exon. Bases 1 to 1731 code for a protein of 576 amino acids. Lineage: Eukaryota; Fungi; Microsporidia; Unikaryonidae. Gene Ontology annotation, molecular function: zinc ion binding; cysteine-type deubiquitinase activity. The record is from RefSeq and is a predicted model, not a curated record. Gene Ontology annotation, biological process: protein deubiquitination.